AUGAAGCCUGCCACUGGCACAACUUCUCUAUUCGGACAACCUCAGCAGCAGCAACCAGCUAACAGCCUGUCGAAUGCACCUCCUCUAGGCCAAACGCAGCCUCAAGGGACUGGACUGUUCGGUGGAUUCGGUCAGAAUCAACAACAAAAUCAACAGCAGACCGGAGGAGGCCUCUUUGGACAACCACAGCAGCAGCAGACCAAUGCUGGGGGGCUUUUUGGCCAACCCCAGCAGCAAACGACAACAGGAGGUCUUUUCGGGCAGACCCAACCCCAACAAAACACUGGAGGUCUUUUUGGACAACCUCAACAGCAACCUGCUGCCGGAGGCCUGUUCGGGCAACCUCAGCUGCAGCAGCAACCAGCAGGAGGUCUAUUCGGACAGACACAACAGCAACAGCAACCAGCAGGUGGCCUAUUUGGCCAACCUCAACAGCAGCAACAGCCAGCAGCGGGAGGCCUCUUUGGACAACCCCAACAGCAGCAGCAACAACAGCAACAACAGCAACAACCACAGGGUGGCCUUUUCGGUAGCACGCUCUUCGGCACUAAUACCAAUGCCAACACCACAACUCAGCAACCUCAACAAAGUGGUCUUUUUGGAUCCACGACGGCCACAAACCCGCUCCAAGCACAGGCGACGCUGCCGGCAGGUGCUUUCGGAUCAAGUACGACUGGAGGAACAAGUGGAUUCGGUGGGCUGGGCGGUGGGAGCACGCUCUUUGGGACAAAAUCACAACAGCCCCAACAGCAACCUCAGUCCAAAAUCUGCAGUCUAUUCGGAAACACGACGCAGAACACUGGGUUCGGCUUGGGUCAAUCUACGAAUCUGAAUGUAUCAACCCAGCCUGCUGGACCGCCACCGUUCACAAAAUCUACCAAGUUCAACGACCUCCCAGAUGAUAUAAAGAAGGUUCUGGAAACCAUUGACACACAUAUCCAAGGCCGAGUUCAGAUUUGCAAGGAUCUCCAACAGCGGAAAUUAGGCGACGAGCCGACCAAGGGACAUGACGCGAUUCGUAGCCUGCACAAAGACCUGGUUAAAACUGCGACGACAAUUCGAAACGACAGCCAUAUCACUCAAGACCUAAAGGCUAAAGUGGAUCAAGCCGUCGAAGAUACCAUUGUGGCGACGCGUAUCAUUGAUGGUUUUAGGAAUCCGCAAAGUGGGAGUACGUACCUCAAAGAUCAUGCAGCCUUCCCGCUGGAGUAUUUCACUCGUGUGACGGACCAGAUGAAGGAGCGGCUAGCCUGGUACAAGGCUACGAUUGAGCAAAUCGAACGAAAACUUGCAUCAGCAACGAACUCGAUGCAAACGCCGCAAAGCAUUUCGGCGACACUUCAGGCCCAGCAUUCAACUUUCCUUGCUCUCGCGAGUAAAACCGCGUCUAUCGAUGCUGAAUUGCAAAAGAUAAAGGCGUUGUAUACCCAGCUCUGGCGUGCGAAGACAGGCAGCGUGCGAGAUCCUUUCAACGAUGUCGUAAAACCCACCGAGAAGGCUGGAGAUUUCGGGUUAAGCGGGUUGAACGUUCGGUGA
Messenger RNA from Cyclocybe aegerita, 1536 nucleotides. The record is from the annotation of a GenBank genome assembly. Lineage: Eukaryota; Fungi; Basidiomycota; Agaricomycetes; Agaricales; Hemipholiotaceae.